CGCUUCUUCUGCGUGCGUUCUCACGUCGGUUACCUAGGCAACCGCUAGAGCCUGAAACGCCGCUGUUAGGAGAAAGAAGAAACCGUCACCGUCCUGAAAAGAGAAGUCCGGACCGGCAGCAUGCAGCUGAAACACCUGAAGACCCUGCUGAGCCCACAGGACGGAGCAGCGAAGGUCACGUGUAUGACUUGGUCUCACAAUAACGCCAAGUUUGCCGUGUGCACCGUGGACCGCGUGGUUCUGCUGUACGAUGAACACGGAGAGAGGAGGGACAAGUUCUCCACAAAACCUGCUGACGCCAAGUACGGGAAGAAGAGUUACAUGGUGAAGGGUAUGGCCUUCUCCCCGGACUCCACAAAGAUCGCUAUUGGACAGACGGACAACAUCAUUUACGUUUACAGGAUCGGGGAGGACUGGGGAGAUAAGAAGGUGAUCUGUAAUAAAUUCCUUCAGACGAGCGCGGUCACCUGUCUCCUGUGGCCUCUAGAGAACUCCAUCGUCUUUGGCCUGGCUGAAGGGAAGAUCCGUCUGGCAAACACCAAAACCAACAAGUCCUCCACCAUAUACGGGACUGAAUCCUACGUCGUGUCCCUGACCUCCAAUAUUUCAGGAAAAGGGAUCUUGUCCGGCCACGCAGACGGCACCAUCGUCCGCUACUUCUUUGACGAUGAAGGUUCUGGAGAGUCUCAGGGGAAGCUCGCCACCCAUCCCUGCCCCCCGUACGCCCUGGCCUGGGCAUCCAGCAGCAUCGUUGCUGGUGGCUGUGAUAAGAAGCUUGUGGCUUAUGGUCGAGAAGGACAAGUCAUCCAGACUUUUGACUACAGCCGAGACCCUAGUGAGCGGGAGCUGAGCGUGGCUGUCACUAGUCCUAGUGGGCAGUCUGUAGUGGUCGGCAGCCAUGACAGAUUGCGAGUGCUGAACUGGAGCGCCCGCAGGGGAUUGUGGGAAGAAUCGCGGCCCAAGGACAUCCCCAACCUGUACAGCAUCACGGCUCUGGCCUGGAAGAGGGACGGCUCCAGACUCUGCGCAGGCACGCUGUGUGGAGGGGUGGAGCAGUUUGACUGCUGCCUGCGACGUUCCAUCUACAAAAAUAAGUUUGAGAUGACCUAUGUUGGACCAAGUCAGGUGAUUGUGAAGAACCUCUCCUCGGGGACUCGUGUGGUGCUGAAGUCUCAUUAUGGAUAUGAGGUCGAUGAGGUGAAGAUUUUGGGGAAGGAUCGAUUCCUGGUCGCUCAUACGUCUGACACUUUGCUUCUCGGAGACCUGGUUUCCAACCGGCUGAGUGAGGUGGCGUGGCCCGGCUCCGGAGGCAACGAGAAAUUCUUCUUUGAAAAUGAGAAUGUCUGCAUGAUCUUCAAUGCCGGGGAGCUGACCCUGGUGGAGUAUGGAAGUAACGAGGUGCUGGGGAGUGUCCGCACAGAGUUCAUGAACCCCCAUCUCAUCAGUGUGCGGCUGAACGAGCGGAAACAGCGAGGCACGGAGGACAACAAGAAGCUGGCCUACCUUAUAGACAUGAAGACCAUAGCCAUAGUGGACCUGCUGUCUGGGUAUAAUUUGGGUAUGGUCACUCAUGACACCAAAAUCGACUGGUUGGAGCUGAAUGAAACCGGACAUAAACUGCUCUUCAGAGAUAAGAAGCUUCGGCUGCACCUUUUUGAUGUGUCCGAUGGACAGAAGACGACCAUCCUGAAUUACUGCUCCUACGUCCAGUGGGUGCCUGGAAGCGACGUGGUGGUGGCGCAGAACCGGAGUAAUCUGUGUGUCUGGUACAAUAUCGAUUCUCCAGAGAGGGUCACCAUGUUCCCGCUGAAGGGUGACAUUGUGGAGCUGGAGCGCAGCGAGGGGAAGACUGAAGUCAUCGUCACUGAAGGGGUUAAUACCGUGUCUUACACUCUGGAUGAGGGAUUGAUAGAGUUUGGCACGGCCAUCGAUGACGGAGACUAUUACCGAGCUGCAGCUUUCCUCGAGACAUUAGAGAUGUCCUCAGAGACUGAAGCCAUGUGGAAGAGUCUCAGCAAGCUCGCUCUGGAGGCCAGGCACCUGCAUGUGGCCGAGAGGUGUUUCUCAGCGCUGGGAGAUGUCGCCAAGGCUAAAUUUCUGCGUGAGACCAAUGAGAUUGCAGAUCAGACAGCCGAUGAAUUUGGAGGUGAUGGCUCAAGAAAUUACAAGGUUCAAGCUCGACUUGCCAUGUUGGUCAGGAACUACAAACUGGCUGAGAUGAUAUUCCUGGAACAAAACGCCGUGACUGACGCCAUCAUGAUGUACCAGGAGCUACACAUGUGGGAUGAGUGUAUUGCUGUAGCUGAGGCCAAGGGUCACCCGGAGCUGGAGAACCUAAAGCGCAGCUACUUACAGUACCUGGCAGACAGCCACCAGGAGGAGAAGGCCGGAGAAGUGCGGGAGCAGGAGGGUGACUAUGUGGCCGCUGUCAGUCUCUACCUUCGAGCAGGGCUCCCGGCCAAGGCGGCCCGGCUGUGUAUGGGCCAGGAGCAGCUCCUACUGGACACGGAGCUGGUCGGGAGAGUCACUGCUGCCCUCAUAAAGGGAGACUUCUAUGAAAGGGCCGGGGAUCUCCUGGAGAAGAUUAACAACUCCCGUCGGGCACUGGAGUGCUACUGCAAGGGCUUUGCCUUCCGAAAAGCGGUGGAGCUCGCCCGUGUGGCCUUCCCUGCGGAGGUGGUGAAGCUGGAGGAGUCCUGGGGCGAUUACCUGGUGCAGCAGAAGCAGCUGGACGCCGCCAUCAAUCACUACAUCGAGGCCGGGUGCUCGGUAAAGGCCAUUGAAGCUGCAUUAGGCGCUCGGCAGUGGAAGAAAGCCAUUCACAUCCUGGAGCUGCAGGAGCCGCGGACGGCCAGUGACUACUACCUGAAGAUUGCGCAGCAUUACUGCUCUGUGCAGGAGUACGAGCUGGCCGAGCAGCUGUAUAUCAAGGCCGGGAGGAGCAAGGAGGCGAUUGACAUGCACACGCAGGCCGGCCGCUGGGAGCAGGCACACGCGCUGGCCGUGAAGUUCAUGAACCCAGAAGACGUGUCUGUCCUGUAUGUCACCCAAGCCAAGGAGCAGGAGAAGCAGGGGCACCACAGGGAGGCCGAGCGAUUAUACAUCACGGUGGAUGAACCAGAUCUCGCGAUCGCGAUGUACAAGAGACACCAUUUACAUGAGGACAUGAUCCGUCUGGUCACCAGGCAUCACCCGGACCUCUUGAUGGACACCCACCUGCACUUGGGCAAGGAGCUGGAGGCCGGGGGGCGUCUGCGGGAGGCUGAGUACCACUACCUGAAGGCCAAGGACUGGAAGUCCGCUGUGAAUAUGUACAGAGCAGCUGAUAUGUGGGAGGAGGCGCACAGGGUGGCAAAAGCGCAAGGAGGGGCCAACGCUCAUAAACAUGUCGCUUACCUCUGGGCAAAGAACCUGGGAGGAGAGGCGGCUGUGAAGCUACUUACCAAAUUCAGCCUGAUGGGGACCGCCAUCGACCAUGCCACUGAGAACGGCACAUUUGAUUUUGCCUUUGAGCUGGCCCGUCUGGCAACGAAAGAGAAGCUUCCAGAGAUCCACCUGAAAUACGCCAUGUUCCUGGAGGACGAGGGAAAAUUUGCUGAAGCUGAAGGUGAAUUUGUUAAAGCCGGGAAACCCAAGGAAGCCGUUCUCAUGUAUGUCCACAACCAGGACUGGGACGCGGCUCAGAGGGUGUCUGAGCUGUAUGACCCGGACAGUGUCGGGGACGUGCUCGCAGGCCAGGCUCGCUUCGCCUUUGAACAGAAGGAUUUCCAGAAGGCAGAAGCGUUCUUGCUGCGUGCGCAGAGACCUGAGCUCGCCGUGAAGCAUUAUAAGGAAGCGGGCAUGUGGAGCGACGCCAUCCGGAUCUGCAAGGAGUAUAUCCCGGCCCUACUGGAGCAGCUGCAGCAGGAGUAUGAGCGGGAGGGCAUGAAGAAAGGAGCCAGAGGAACAGAGGCUUUAGUGGAGCAGGGCCGGGAGUGGGAGCAAGCGGGAGAAUAUGCCCGAGCCGUGGACUGCUACCUGAAAGUGAAGGACCUGGAGAGCACAGAACUGAUGGAGAAAUGCUGGAUGAAGGCGGCGGAGUUAUCCAUCAAAUUCCUGGUUCCAAGCAGAAGUUUAGAAGUGAUUCAUCUCGUUGGCCCUAAGUUGAUGUCUGCUGGAAAACACAAUGCGGCUGCGGAGUUGUAUCUGAACAUGGACCUCAUUAAGGAAGCAAUUGAUGCCUUUAUAGAUGGAGAAGAGUGGAACAAAGCCAAGAGAGUGGCCAAGGAGCUGGACUCCAGGUAUGAGCAGUAUGUGGAUGAGAGAUAUAAGGAUUACCUGAAGAACCAGGGAAACGUGGACUCGCUUGUCGGGGUUGAUGUCAUGGCUGCUCUGGACAUGUAUGCUGAGCGCGGGCAGUGGGAGAAGUGUAUAGACAUCGCUGGGAAGCAGAGUUACAAGGUGCUCCAUAAAUAUGUCGCCCUGUUUGCCACACAUCUCAUCAAAGAUGGAAACUGGGAGAAGGCACUUGCCUUGUAUGUCCAGCACGGAGCUCCAGCUAAUGCCCAGAACUUCAACAUCUAUAAACGGAUCUUCAUUGAGAUGGUGAACAGUGAGGGAAUGAACUGUGCAGAAGUGUACCACACGUGGGCAAACCUCCGAGACAUGCUGUACAACCUGUGCGAGAAUCUGAUGAAGUCCAGUGAAGUGAAUUCUCCAGCGCACCAGGAGUUUGAACAGAUGAUGCUGACCGCCCAUUAUUACUCCACCCGUUCCGCAUCCCAGGGAGUCCAGCAGUUGGACGUUGUAGCUGCAAAGCUCUGUGUCUCUUUGCUGCGUCACACGGAUCUUCUCCCUGCAGACAAGGCCUUCUAUGAGGCUGGAAUGGCGUCGAAGGCGAUGGGAUGGGAAAACUCGGCCUUCAUCUUCUUGAACAGAUUUUUGGACCUGGUAGAUGCCAUCGAGGAGGGGAACCUGGAUGCCCUCGACCACUCAGAUUUCCAGUCUACAGAUAUUCCCUUCGAAGUUCCGCUCCCUGCAAAGCAGCACAUUCCGGUGGAAAAGCGAGAGGAGGUGAGAGAAUGGGUGCUGGCCGUUUCCAUGGACCAACGUGUGGAGCAAGUCCUUCCAGUUGAUGAGAGGGGCGUCUAUGAGGCGUCGUUGGUGGCCGCCAACAGCGGGAUCCGGUCGCUUCCUUGUGUGAUCACAGGGUAUCCCGUGCUCAGGAACAAGGUAGAAUUCAAACAGCCGGGCAAAGCCGCAAACAAAGACGACUGGAACAAAUUCCUCAUGGCCAUUAAGACCAGCCACAGCCCAGAGUGCCAGGAUGUGCUGAAGUUCAUCAGUCGGUGGUGCGGAGCGCUCCCCAACACCAGCUUCUCCUUCCAGUGAGAAGAGCCCAGUUCUGUAGUAAUAAAUGCUGUGACGUGCUA
Molecule: messenger RNA, 5411 nt
Organism: Bufo bufo (common toad)
Lineage: Eukaryota; Metazoa; Chordata; Amphibia; Anura; Bufonidae
Gene: IFT172
Product: intraflagellar transport 172
Exons: 48
Coding region: 121-5370 (1749 amino acids)
Biological process (GO): intraciliary transport
Cellular component (GO): intraciliary transport particle B; axoneme; ciliary basal body
Molecular function (GO): protein binding
Source: RefSeq, a predicted model, not a curated record